Messenger RNA from Branchiostoma floridae (Florida lancelet), 2195 nucleotides. RefSeq lists its product as uncharacterized. The transcript has 10 exons. NCBI's taxonomy places the organism in Eukaryota, Metazoa, Chordata, Leptocardii, Amphioxiformes, Branchiostomatidae. The record is from RefSeq and is a predicted model, not a curated record. The coding region runs from base 179 to 1459 and encodes 426 amino acids.
CACUGGUGGCAACAGAACAAGGAACGCCUUGAUAGGGACAUGGUUACACGGCAUUCGAGCUCGUCAACUCAACUUUAUUCAGGUUGUAACACUUUAAGUUUAAACAUUUCAUGUCGUUUUUGUGAGUUAGCUGCUCCCAAACAUUGCCAGAGAGUCCAGAUUCAUCCACAGAGCUGAAAUGAAGGUGGCAUCAGCGCUGAUAUAUGUUAUGACGGUGUGGCUGUUGUCAUUGGCGACGCCAUCGCAAACUGCUAAGUAUGCGUACAGCACGGUGAAAGAUCCGGUGUGCACGACAGGUUUGCUGUCGGGAGCAGAACUUCUGAGUCGUGGCAAGACGCGAACCCAGCUGGAACACCAGGUGCAGUCACUGAAGAAGGAAAAAGACAUGCUUCUAGAACGAGUUUGCAAAGCAUCGAGUAAAACAGAGGCCACGGCAGGAACACCGAGUGAGAUCUCAACACUUCAAGACUUGGUGAACAGUAUCGUGUCUAUCGUGGAGAGUAGCGACGACAUAGAGGGAACUUCGGCUGAUACAGCAUCCUGCCCCACAUACGACGUCGUCGACACAACUACAGAAAAGGUUUGUGCCUAUGGCGUGGCAACAGGGAAGGAGCUAUUCAGUAUUGGAGAGGACACGAAGGCGUUGGAGAUGGCGAGAGACAAGCUGCUGGCAGAAAUGAGUGCCCUGAAAGAGAGCAACAAGUGUCCCGGCAAAAAUGGUUAUACCGUCGGAAAUGAAACCAGACGAAGGAUCAGGGAGGCAGUUCAUGCGUUCGUAAAAAGGCCAUCCCCAACCUGCCCCCAUGUCUCAGCUAACAGCGUAGACCUGGACCCAUCGGCAACCAUUCCCGCUGACACCGCUAACAGCGUAGACCUGGACCCAUCGGCAACCAUUCCCAUUGACACCGCGAACGGUGGAGACCUGAACCCAUCGGCAACCAUUCACAUUGUCACCGCUGACAAGAUAGAGAUCCUAAACCCGUCAGCAAUCCUGCACCCCGCCGACGAUAACAGUGGAGACCUGGAUCCGGAGAAAGUAACGUGCCAUGACAGUGUCGACACAACCGGAAGGAACUCGUUCUGGAACCAGCCGCCACUCACCUCACCCUUCGUCUUUGACAUCAAGACGGAAGGUCGGAUCUACAUCCGGCUUUCUGCCGAGAAUAAUGGAUUGCCGGACAUGUACCGUAUCAACUCGUAUCCGUGGGGCCCCAAAAUCUACCGGAGAACGAAGGGCAAGUGGAUCGCGAAGGUCCACGUGCGCACGCAAGAGAUCUGGGAUGUCAAUGAUUUCCUCCGCCUGUGGGUCCGAUGGUCGGAUGACGGGUUCAUCGGGCUGUACCGGGGAGGACGGCCGGACCCCGUCAUCAACUGGACCGACCCGAACCCGCUUCCCAUCCGCCACGUGGGGUACAGCACCGUGUUCAAACCCGGGGUGUUCCGCUUCAACUGCUACUGAUUAUGAAUGGUUUAUCGGACAUCGGAUACUAAUGCCAUAGAAUGCCUAAUCUCCAAGCAGAUACUACAAUGGCAUAAGAUAGUACUACACUUCCCAAGGAGUGUAGUCAGCCAAAAGGUGUACAUUUGCCAUGUAGCGAAACACACCCCUAAGCCGGCUUCACUCCUCUGCCAGUUUUUGAUACUAUCUUGUGCUACCGUAGGGUCUGCUUGGAGAUUAUAGAAUGCCAUUUGGCAUUUUUAAAGUAGAAUAAGAAGACGUGAAAGAACAGAAUGAAGACUCUUUUAUUCGGUAUACCGUACUCUAUGUGUUCAGUCAUUUGUUCAACCCUCCUGACUACUGAAAUUUCAUAAUGAAGGCAAAUUUGCCGUUGUUUUAUGCGCAUGCUCGCAUGUAUUUUUUUUAUAAAUUUCUAGAGAGGAUGUCAUUGCCCAUAUAAUUAAAUCAACAUAGCACUGGAAAGUGGAGUUGUGAGAAUAUUUUGAAAUAGAAUUAUUAUAGUCUGUAACACAAACUCUGCUGUCCAGGGCUGUAACUGGCCCCUCCCCUCUAGGAGGCCGGCAAAUGUUGGGCGGGCUGCUAUAAGCGAGCGUAGAUCAGGCUACAAUCAAAUCCCGUUUGCUCAGUUUUAUGAUGCUCUAUAUCUCCAUCCUUUUUGUUAAAAUAUUUACUUUGUGUUUUCGUAUAUUGUACCAUACUGUUGGACCAAAUACGCUUCCAUGCCAUUGUUUCACAU